Molecule: messenger RNA, 2409 nt
Organism: Euleptes europaea (tarantolino)
Lineage: Eukaryota; Metazoa; Chordata; Lepidosauria; Squamata; Sphaerodactylidae
Gene: DNMT3B
Product: DNA methyltransferase 3 beta
Exons: 20
Coding region: 1-2397 (798 amino acids)
Biological process (GO): negative regulation of transcription by RNA polymerase II
Cellular component (GO): nucleus
Molecular function (GO): DNA binding; DNA (cytosine-5-)-methyltransferase activity, acting on CpG substrates
Source: RefSeq, a predicted model, not a curated record
AUGAAAAGGGAAAAACACAUCAAUGGGGCGGUGGAGAAUGAAGAGAAGCCAGUCCUAGUCAACGGAAUGUGCGGUGAUCAUGCUGAGGACAAAACAGACCCCCUUUUGGAAGGCCCACGGAAGAAGAAGAAUGCAGAUGAUACGGACCCACCAAAAGUACCUGGCAAAGCCAAAGGGCAGCAUAAGAAGGAGUUCCCCAAGGAAGCUGCCUCCUUGCCUCCAGGCACCAAGGAUGGACAAGAAGCACGAACCCGCGGCAUGGCCGGCUGGGAGAACAGCUUGCGACAGAGGCCCCCUCCCCGGAUAGUCUUCCAGGCAGGACCAGCCUUGCAGGAGAAGAAACCCAAGGAGGAUGUGGAGAGCGUGGAAGGCUUUAAGGAGCGACACAAAAUCCGGUAUUCCAGGCGGCUGUCCAUGACCACCCAGAUUGAUUUCACGGACGGCAAUUCUUCAGAGGACAGCGAGAGCGGCGGCAUCAGAGGUGGGGGUGUCCCCAAUGGGUGCUCUCCAGUCUUCUCAGGAUUGCUGAGAAGCAUCGAUGAAUACCAGGACGGGAAGGAUUUUAGAAUUGGGGAACUCGUCUGGGGAAAGAUCAAAGGUUUCUCUUGGUGGCCGGCCAUCGUAGUGUCUUGGAAAGCCACGUCCAAACGCCAGGCUGCUCCCGGGAUGCGCUGGGUGAAGUGGUUCGGGGAUGGAAAGUUUUCAGAGGUCUCGGCAGACAAACUGGUCGGACUGAUAGCGUUCCGGGAGCAUUUCAACCACACCACCUUCCAUAAGCUCGUAUCUUAUCGGCAAGCCAUACUUCACGUUUUGGAGGUGGCGAGCAGCCGAGCAGGCAAGACUUUCUCGAGUGCCGCAGGGGAUUCUCUGGAAGAGAAGCUGAAGCCCAUGGUGGAUUGGGCCCUCAAUGGCUUUAAGCCUUUUGGAGGCAAAGGAUUGAAGCCGCCCAAGACCAAAGAGAACAGAGCAGUCCACAAGAGCCCUGUGGAAGAGGCCACCCCCCCUGAGCCUGCGCCACCCCCCAAGCGCCUUAAGACCACUGUCUGCAAUGGCAAUAAGGAGCCAGUGGAGGAGCACCAGAGCCGAGAGCGGAUGGUCAAUGAAGCGAAGAACCGCAACAAGAGUCUGGAAGAUAGCUGCUUAUCAUGUGGGAAGAAAAAUGCAGUGACUUUCCAUCCGUUGUUUGAAGGGGGUCUGUGCAGGAACUGCCAGGAUCGGUUCCUGGAGCUUUUUUACAUGUAUGACGAAGACGGGUACCAGACUUACUGUGCUAUCUGCUGCGAGGGGAGCGAGCUGCUUCUCUGUGGCAAUGCCAGUUGCUUUAGGUGCUUCUGCGUGGAUUGCUUGGAGGCCCUGGUGGGGUCGGGAUCCUCUGCCGCCGCCAAGGAGCAGGAGCCCUGGAGCUGCUACAUGUGCCAGCCGCAGAAGUGCUUCGGCGUCCUGCAGCGGCGGCACGACUGGAACAUGCGCCUGAACGAGUUCUUCACCAGCGACCAGGAGCAGGAAUAUGAAACACCCAAAAUCUACCCGGCCAUCCCUGCAGCCCAGAGGAGGCCGAUCCGAGUGCUCUCUCUCUUUGACGGCAUCGCAACAGGUUAUCUGGUGCUCCGGGACCUAGGCAUUAAAGUGGAGAAAUACAUCGCCUCCGAGAUCUGCGAAGACUCCAUAGCUGUGGGGACCGUGCGGCACGAAGGGAACAUCAAAUACGUCCAUGACGUUAGGAACAUAACCAAGAGAAAUAUUGAUGAGUGGGGCCCAUUUGACUUGAUAAUUGGUGGGAGUCCCUGCAACGACCUGUCUAUUGUGAAUCCCGCUCGGAAGGGCUUGUACGAGGGGACCGGGCGGCUGUUCUUUGAAUUCUAUCAUCUUCUCAAUUAUUCCCGGCCCAAGGCUGGAGAGGAACGCCCCUUCUUCUGGAUGUUCGAGAAUGUCGUUGCGAUGCGAAUGAACGACAAGAGAGACAUCUCUCGUUUCUUGGAGUGCAACCCAGUUAUGAUUGAUGCCAUCAAGGUCUCGGCAGCUCACAGAGCACGAUAUUUCUGGGGCAAUCUGCCCGGGAUGAACCGGCCACUGGUAGCUUCCAAGACGGAUAAAGUUGAACUUCAGGACUGCUUAGAGUACAGCAGGACAGCAAAGUUGAAAAAGGUCCAGACGAUCACCACAAAGUCCAAUUCGAUCCGGCAGGGAAAAGCCCAGGCGCUCCCGGUGCGCAUGAACGGCAAGGAUGACGACUUGUGGUGUUCUGAACUAGAAAGGAUUUUUGGCUUUCCUCUCCACUACACAGAUCUGCACAACAUGGGCCGCGGCGCUCGCCAGAAGCUGCUUGGCCGGUCGUGGAGCGUCCCGGUCAUCCGCCACCUCUUUGCCCCUCUCAAGGAUUAUUUUGCAUGUGACUAGACAGUGUGGGGU